GUUGCCGUCUGUUGCCUGAGCCCCUGCCCAGUGGUAGGUUGCCGUCUGUUGCCCAAGCCCCAGUCCAGGGGUAGAUUGCCGCCUGUUGCCCGAGGCCCCUGCCCAGUGGUAGGUUGCCGUCUGUUGCCCGAGCCCCUGCCCAGUGUCUCCAAUCCGCUGUCCAGUCACGGAGGGAGCUCGGCUGAGGCCCCAAGCCUAGGGGGGGAGAUUGCC
This is a messenger RNA of Staurois parvus, 213 nucleotides long. Lineage: Eukaryota; Metazoa; Chordata; Amphibia; Anura; Ranidae. The record is from the annotation of a GenBank genome assembly.